This is a messenger RNA of Folsomia candida, 3461 nucleotides long. Its product is annotated as ribosomal protein S6 kinase delta-1. Lineage: Eukaryota; Metazoa; Arthropoda; Collembola; Entomobryomorpha; Isotomidae. The transcript is spliced from 13 exons. The record is from RefSeq and is a predicted model, not a curated record. Gene Ontology annotation, molecular function: ATP binding; protein kinase activity; phosphatidylinositol binding. Bases 209 to 3157 code for a protein of 982 amino acids. Gene Ontology annotation, biological process: protein phosphorylation.
CAUUUUCAGGUAUUCAGGUUAAUUGUCGAAUUGGAACUUGAAAUUAACUGCCAAUUGUGCUGUGAUUUAACUGUUCUCCUAGCAAAAGUUCUACACUUGUUUCAUGUAAUGUGUAGAGACAAAUUACAUAUUUAUGACUGAAAAAAACGUGGACAGAUUAUUUGCGUAUUUACGAAAUUACGAAUGCCUCUAACUUCUUGGUGCCGUCAUGAUGAAAAGACUGGAUGGGAAGGAUAUUUGGAUCAGAAAAUUCGAAAUUUCGGAACAUAAACGCCACAAAAAAGGAUUCACAGCUUACAAAGUCGUAUCUACGGUUUUUCCAAGGAAUUUCCCCGAUGGAGCUACAAAAAUUACAGUGUGGAAACGAUAUAAAGAUUUUAAAGCUCUGCAUAAAGAAUUGGAGGCCUUAUUUGUUCAGUUGUAUUUGAAAGGGAAAUUCCCCCAAUUGCCAACUGACAAGUUUUUUGGGAGAUUUGAUCAUGAUGUGAUAGAAAGACGAAGAAUAGCUGCUCUGGAGUUGUUGGAAUUUUCUGCAACAUUUCCACAACUAUUCUUGAAUAAAAUAUUUGUUAAUUUUUUCGAGGAUGGUCUAUAUCCAAGAGAUUUUGUUGAUGCUGCUACCAGCACUGAGGACGGAAAAGACCAAAAUGUUCGUGUUGAAGCCGAAGACAUUAACUUUGAAGAUUGUCUGAUCCCUGAAAAAGUGUGGCAAGAAGUCAACCCUGGUGAAGGGGUUGAUGAAUGUUCAUCACCAUCGUUUAGUGCUGCGUCCCCAGAGCCAAACUCAGUUUCUAAUUUAGACACAAAUUUUUCUUUGCCUAUUGGUUCAAUGGUUGACAAUGUUUCGUCUGACAAUAUUAACCCAGUUCCUGAUUCAUCCGAAUUAAUGCUAUUACAACACCAUCCGGACCAGUUAUCAAUCCCUGUUGUCAACCAUACCACACCGAAUCCAAUUGUAGUAACCUUUUCCGAUAUAGGCGCAAGUCUUCCCACUCUUCCAAAUCAUUCUAACAAUGGUUCCAAUUCACAACAAAUAUCAACUGCCGCUCCUUCGCCUUAUUCUCUUCAAGAAAGCAAGCAUUCCUUCUUCAAAGGAUCAACUACCAGUUUAAACGAAGACUUGAAUUAUUUGGAAGAAUUCGAUUUUUGUCAGAGUGAAUCGUCUCCUCACAUUCCAAACUCUUCGUCUACUUCAUCGCUCAAUACAUGUGGUAGAAUUCCAAAGACUCAGGAUCUCAAGAAAUCAAGUUUAAAGAAAUAUACUGGCUUUAAUUUGUUUGAUUUCUUACCAAUUUUUACAAAAAAGCAAGACAAAUUGACUGAUGAGCAGAAUUUGUCCAACUCGUUAUCUUCCUACAUUCGAGAGGCGGCUGGAUUUAUAAGUGUAGCUCAACAUUAUGAAUCAGAUUAUGAUUAUGCAGCAGCCUUAAAUUCAUACACUGAAGGAAUACGUGUGCUUUUGGAAGGUGCUCAAUGUGACCAAGAUAUUCAAAGAAGAGCUUUAGUCAAAAGAAAGGUUGAAAAAUACUUGUCACAUGCGGAGGAGUUAAAGCAAAAGGUCAAAGAUUCUUUACCUGACGCUUCACUAGAAUUACUUAGACCCGGAGUAGUCGUAAAAGAAGCAUGUGUUGGGUCGAUUGAAUCUCAUGCAGACGAUGAUUUCGUAAUGAUAAAAAGUAAUGUAAUAUCUUCAAGCAUCGAGGAGUUAAAAAACUUCAAAGUUGUGGGUUCUACAUACAACAACAUUUUGGUUGCGGUUGAUAUAACGGCUCAAGGUGGACCAGAUUGUUUUGCAAUUAAGGUUCUGAGAAAGUCAUCGUCGUUGCUUGACCCUGAGAAACCUACCCUAAUACCUAACACUAUCCCCUUCAUGGUGCAAUUGCUUAAAUGGUUUAAUACUGAAGACGGUAUAAUACUUGUUCUUCAGUACGCGGCGGGAGGAAGGUUGCUCAACUUUGUUCAAUCUUAUCAAACGAAAGAACUAUCAAUGACUGAAAGCCAGAUUCAAGGUGAUCCAAAAUUUCAAACAAUUUUACCCACCCCGUCCUACCACUCGAGUUUACCGUCUAAUGUCAAUCUAGAACAAAUCAUGCUGGAAAAUCAACCUAUUUCAAUAGGACACACGGACACGCUUACUACUAGUCAUAGCCAGAUCGAGAAAGAAAAUCUUAUGGUCACAGAAAAAGUAGCGUUAGAUCAACUGCAACCAAAAAUAAAUAAAGUUCCAUUGUCAUCCCCUGAAGAGAUAAAUAGACAGAAAUUCAACUGGGAAUUGGAGUCAGUUUUACCCCCUUCAACUCCAUACCCAAAUACAGCUCUUGAUCUCCAAACUGACGCUUUACUAGAAAACUCCAGAGAACUACUUAAAACCGUAUCAAAGACUUUGGAAACUCAAAAGAAAGCUACUACCACUGUGUUAGACUCCUCGAUCAUUUCUACUAGUUUGGAUAUUCGAGAGGAAUCGUCUCUCUCUUCAACCAAUCGUUGCAUGGUUGAUGUUGACGACUCAAUGAGAUAUAGCAACCCAAACAUAUCAAUCCCAGCCGCUUUUAUGGUGCCUAAUCCCUCUAAUAAUCAAAUAGAAGAUUCUCAAUGUAGCGCGACCCCAAGUUUGCCGGCACGAGCUAUUCCCGAGCGUUGUGUCAAGAUUUGGGCCGCAGAACUGGUUAUUGCAUUAGAUAAACUUCAUUCCCAAGGAAUAACUUACGGAGAUUUGGACAUUAACAACAUUUUGCUUGGUGACUCUGGUCAUAUUUUACUAUCGUAUAGAGCGUUUUGGAAUGAAGUGGACUCAAAAUCAGAAUCUAAUGACUUUUCUGCCCCAGAAGUUGUCAAUGGAUUAGGAAAACCUUUAUGGAAGACGAAUCCAUCGUCAGAUUGGUGGAGCCUUGGUGCUAUUUUAUAUUUCCUCUUAACUGGAUUGACGGUGCAAGAUACGCAUCCCGAAGGAUUGUACCCUGAAACAGUGAUAUGCGUUCCAUCACUUAAUAUUUUAGAAGAACCAUUGAGCUCUGAAGCAAAAAGUCUGCUUGUUGAAUUACUACAUUUUAAUCCAACUUUACGCCUUGGAUACUACGGCGUUGAAGAAAUUAAAUCGCAUCCAUUUUUUGACGAGUUUGAUUGGGCAGCAGCGGAGUCAGUACAAUCUGCAUUGUAAUGUAAUGUAUCAUGCAUUUUUUAAAAAUCUUUUUACUAUUGUCUUCUUUAUCCUGCCAUUAAGUUUUCGUAAUUACGUUCAAUUUGUCGUAUAACGUUGAAAGUGCUAAAGAUAUUAUUUUUGUAAUAGUUCCGUUUAAUUUGUUAUGAACUUCUAUAAAAAAUAUUUAAUUUACUCAAUUAUGGAUAACUUCAAACUUGGCCUUCAUUAUUUAGAUUACAUAAAGGACACAAAUAUUUUUCGACAAUCUAAAGUGACACAAAACAUGAAAUAAAAAUGAAGUUGAACAUCUGUGGAAAAAUUU